Molecule: messenger RNA, 752 nt
Organism: Ostrea edulis (European flat oyster)
Lineage: Eukaryota; Metazoa; Mollusca; Bivalvia; Ostreida; Ostreidae
Exons: 4
Coding region: 248-688 (146 amino acids)
Source: RefSeq, a predicted model, not a curated record
CAGUUCACCCAAAGUCUCCUUUUUGUACAGUCAAAAUUUCAUGACAAUGUUAAAGUUGCACCCAAAGAGACACAUUUAAACAAGUAUCCUUAUUUUGAUGAGUCAAAGGAUGUGAUUUUCGCCUUAUGUUCAAACCGAGAGACAAAAAUCGGCAACAGGCAGUGUAUUGUUGGGAUUUAUCAUUACGCACUAUAUUGGCUAUCGGUUGUCUUAUCUGUAGAAGGAGUUCUAAACUGCGACAAUCAACAUGAAUACAAUUUUGCUUUUAGUUUCAUUUUUCUUUUUAUGCGCGGUCGGAUUGUGCAAGGAUCAUCCGCUGAAACCAAUCAUCAGGAAAGUCCGAGCGGAGGUGACUCUAAAUGAGGAGGAGAAAACUACACUAGCCAGGGCAAACGAACACGAACUUCCGCCAUCAUUACAAAGACUUGUGCGCGCUACUCUAACAGGAGACCACUUGUGCUGUAGAAAUACCCCCUUACCACUGGUUACUAAAACUAGGUCCGUUGCCAGGCACCAUCUUGUUCAUGACAAAACAGUGGUGACCUACGUAACAGAAUACUAUAAAACUGUGGUUGAAGGCCGAUGUCCUCAGGAACAUAUAGUCUGUUGCAAUAUGUACAUUAUGGUGGCAUACAAAUGUGUUUAUUUGAAAGAUCUUCAUGAAGUUGCGAUUUCCUUACUAGGAUAAGAAUAGCAGAGGUAUAUUUUUGUAUCGCGGGAAUGGAGACAAAUAAACUUUGGUGGUAAUCCCA